AUGGCUUCCCUAAACGCCAACAGGGGAGCGGCGUCGGCUUCGACGGUCUACGACCCGUACAAGAUCUUCCAAGCCGCGCAGCGCUGCAUGGGAGACCCUUCGGUCGUGGCCAAAGUUCUGGUCGAGCUCCUCGGCGACUGCGCGACUCCGGACGUGCUCAUGGCGUCCGCGGCGAGCGUUCUCGAGAUCUACUACGGGGGCGGCGGGCUGCGGAAGACGAGCAUGACGGACUUCGGCAAGUUUGCGGGGGAACUGGCCGAUGAGCUAGGCGCGCGCAACAGUACCCAGGCGGAGGAGAAGAUGAAGGAGGCCCAGAGCGUAUACGAGCUGUUCGAGGAGGCCGACACCGAUAACUCGGGCACCAUCUCCAAGCAGGAGUUCUGCGUGUUCGGGAGCAACAUCGACGUCUCGUCCGACGAGGAAGCGUUGGAGCUGUUCGCCAGGGUAGACACGGACAAAAACGGCGUGAUCUCGUUCCUUGAGUGGCUCCAGUUCUGCGUCCCGGGGCCCGGCCGCGACCCGAAUAGCUUCAACUGCGCGGGGCAACACGGCCUUCAAUCCUGCGCGGCCCCCGCCGACGACACUACCUGCAACUGGUGCGGCAGCAAGUGGCCGGCGGGGAGCCGGAUGUUCUCCUGCCGGGAGUGCGAUUGCGACGCGUGUCUGGAGUGCGCAAUCCUGCACCUGCAGAGCUGCGACACCCGCAUCUUCUGCGAGAGAGCGGUGGUGGACCCGUCCAAGACCUCGGCAAGGUCUUGCGCGGUGUGCGAGAGGGAGGCGUCGCCGGCGUCGGACGGGGAAGACGAGGAAGACGAGGAAGCAGCGUAACGAUAUUUUAUUGCCUUGGGUGGUUGUCGUUUUGCCCAGUUGUAGUAAUAGUCACACCACGAGGACAGAUAGACCUUGUUCCCGGAGAGCUGUUGACGUGCUAUCGAUGAAUCACAAUUGUUUUGGCUAGUAUCACAUGUUGCGGAAUGCCGUUGCUCUAUAUUGUUUGCGUUUACGGCUGGAUUCGAGCGCGACAUGCGCCAGAGAAUUCGCGCCGCCGGUGCCUAGAGGAACGGGAGGUGGGGGACGAGGAUCCAGCAAUGAAAAGUUAAAGUUCAGAAGCGGACCGUAAUGGCCCGACUUGUAAGAUUUGUUGCGUUGACAAGCUUUGAUUGACUGCAUCUCGCGCCAGGAAAACUUUCGUCAUCAGGGGCACGCGUGUGGGCGAGUAGUGUGCCUGGCCUUCCUUGACGCCAUGUCUAGCAUGCCGUGCUGUUCUGAAAAAGCGGGUCCGUCUCUCCCUCGCCCGAGCAAGUUCGAGAGAGAGAAAGCGAGAGAGAGAGAGAGAGAGAGAUCUGUCAUGUCAGCUUGGAAGGCAUCGAGGACAGUGUUGUAUUGCUGGGGCUUUGCGUGAACCCGCCGCCACCUGCUCAAGAUGAAGAAUCAGCGCGGUGCGAGGCCAACGAUAUGACCUGAUCGUACGAUGCCUUUGCUUCACCGUUAGAGGCUUGGGGGGUUAGUUAGUAUAUUUAUUGUGUGCGAGGAGGGGUUAUUGGUUUGGAGAGAGGCAAUCAGUGUCUCCUGAGAGGGUGAAUCGUAAGAAUGGGACAGUAGGUUGCAAGGGUAAAGAAUCGCGCUUACAGCAAGCGGAAGGUGCCGUUGUCCCCGCCGGUGCAAUCUAUCCGUUGAAACGGCCCAGCGUUUAUCGUGGAGGCUGUCAUGCUUGCGGUGUGUGUGUGGUUGCCGGUGUCCUUGUUCAUGUUCUACGUGUUGUGGACAUUCCCUAUCCUGCCUUCUAGAGCUACCAAUGAUUGUGUGGAGGACGACCCCGUGGAAACAAGGUUCUUGGGGCCAGGAACAAGCAGGUGCCUCCCCGAUGGCCACGUAGGCCACCAUCGACACGUUCCGCUCCGCGAGGCCUCUUCGGAGGAGAACAUAGGCAGGGUAGGACGUCGGAAGGGCCACGGCUCUCCCACGCGUCCGUUGCUACAAAACACUGGGUCAGGUCAAGGCCUUGCCUGGUUGGUGUUUUUCGGUCCUUGCGUCUCCGAUUUGUAUUUCACCGUCGGCAGACGCACUUGCCACAGGAGAAAAAGAGAGGAAAUUGCUGGCGAGGGGGGGGGGGGGGGGGAG
Ectocarpus siliculosus is the source of this 2121-nucleotide messenger RNA. Lineage: Eukaryota; Phaeophyceae; Ectocarpales; Ectocarpaceae. The record is from the annotation of a GenBank genome assembly.